Thermothelomyces thermophilus ATCC 42464 is the source of this 1190-nucleotide messenger RNA. RefSeq lists its product as uncharacterized. The coding region runs from base 151 to 921 and encodes 256 amino acids. The record is from RefSeq and is a predicted model, not a curated record. The transcript has a single exon. Lineage: Eukaryota; Fungi; Ascomycota; Sordariomycetes; Sordariales; Chaetomiaceae.
AGACUCAGAAGAUGUUUGUCGGGUAAUCUUGGUUGACUUUAGAUAUGUUAUGGUUGAAUAGCAACCACAUCUUCAAUAGCACCGCACCAAGUGCCUACAGGUUUUUUAAGCCGGCAGGGAGCACUCCAACUCCACGACCUCCACGACGAGAUGAACGCCCGCGGCUACGGCCUCCCAACUUAUCCAGGCUGUUCAACUUACCUCCCAGCAGGCUCAAGGAACUACCACGACCAGGCACGGAAGCUCUCGCUGUGCGACCUCAGCCUGUCCGACGACAAUCACUCAGAACACAUGCCUUGCUGGGUCAAGGAUAGAAAAUCAAACCUGAGAGUCAGCGGCAUUCACGACCCGGCUAACAAACAGCGAGAUCUCAAGGCACCCCCGGCUCCUCAAUGCCUCGGCAUCGAUGCCAUAUUGCGAAACCUUCACCACGAGAUCAGCUCCUCGCUGAAGAUGCUCCAGGCGCUCGUGCAAUGCUUCGAGGCCGAUGUGGAGGCUCUCCGACCCUGGGCUGAGGAAAGUACUCUCGAUACCGUGUGGAGAAACAAGGUUAAGAAGGUCUUCCGUGGGAAGCGCGACAAGGCGAGAUUCGAGGGCGUAGCGGGCCGGAUAUCAGCCAGCAGGGCAGCUAUCAAGGGCGCCGUGAGAACCGUCAAGACCGUGAAGGCGGCGUGGGAGGACAGACACACAGUCGAGGGUCAGAUCCGGACGGCCAAGAAGGCGAUCGUCUUCUGCGACGGAAUCGUCGAUCUCGCCGAGAGAGCGGCGAGCGAGCGAGCCGCCUGCAAGCAGCUGGUGACUGAGCUCGAGGAAACGAUAUGUUUGCUCGACCGAAGGAAGCACCCAUGGAUCUGUAAGUCGGCCCUCCUCAGUACCUGCCCUCCUAAUCUCAAGGCUUCUUCAGCGGGCCCGGGACAAUGACUGAGCGGUUGAGACUGCCAUGUAGAUGGGGAGGAGGGAACCAAGCAACAUGGCAGCGAGCCUCCUGAGACGAACAGCUCCGCAAAGGAGAGCAAGGUCGAGGAGUCAAACCGGUAUGGGUGGGGCUUCGACGACGAGGCCAACGGAGACAAACGGGGCUGAGGCGCAAGGCAAGUAGAGGUGUUCGACUGAAGGUCCGCCGAAUCGGCCUGCGGUAUUCCGUAGAGCAGAGCAGAAGCAAAAAAGCAAGUGCGGAGAGGCAUGUAGCU